Messenger RNA from Monoraphidium neglectum, 174 nucleotides. RefSeq lists its product as hypothetical. Gene Ontology annotation, molecular function: protein binding. The annotation marks the transcript as partial. Lineage: Eukaryota; Viridiplantae; Chlorophyta; Chlorophyceae; Sphaeropleales; Selenastraceae. The transcript has a single exon. The record is from RefSeq and is a predicted model, not a curated record.
AUGGCACCGCCGGCGGACGGCAGCCUGUACGAUCAGGCCGUUAAGUUUCAUAAACAGCAGCAAUUUGAUACGGCAGUAGAGAGCUACCGUGCGCACCUGCGCGCCCGGCCCGACGAUGCACUUGCGCUGGCCGCGCUGGCCGCCGCCCUGGUGUGCUGGAAGGGCGCCAAAGCA